GCGGCUGGGGCCCGCGGGGGGGGGGGACGGCCCUGGGAGCAGGGGCUGUGGCGGUGAGUGGGGACCGAGCUGCGGCCGCUGCAGAACUGACAAGAAGGUGUUUUGUUAAAAUUCCUGUGGAAACAAUAUAAUUUCAUCAGGAGAUAAUGGAUGGAGAAGAGAAAACAUACGGCGGGUGUGAGGGCCCAGAUGCUAUGUAUGUAAAAUUGAUAUCUUCUGAUGGUCAUGAAUUUAUUGUGAAAAGGGAGCAUGCUUUAACAUCAGGAACAAUAAAAGCCAUGUUAAGUGGCCCGGGUCAGUUUGCUGAAAAUGAAACCAAUGAGGUUAAUUUUAGAGAAAUUCCAUCACAUGUGCUAUCAAAAGUAUGCAUGUAUUUUACCUACAAGGUUCGCUACACUAACAGCUCUACAGAGAUUCCUGAAUUCCCAAUUGCACCUGAAAUUGCACUGGAAUUGCUGAUGGCUGCGAACUUCCUAGAUUGUUAAAUAAAAUAAAUUAUAAUAAACUGUUAACUUUUUCAGUAUUUAAUAUCCGUAGUUCAGUUAGUAACUUUUUUCAUAUAGCAUGUUGUGUGUGGGGGGUGGUAGUGGUUGAGAACUGUAAAGUUCAUUGCAAAGCAGAUACCUUCAGUCCUUUCUUUUGCAUAGCAGUCAGAGUUGAAAUUGGUUCUUCAAUUUAAAUAAAUUAAGGACAUUUUCACUAAAUGAGAAAUAAACAAAUCUGCCAAUUA
This is a messenger RNA of Trichosurus vulpecula (common brushtail), 730 nucleotides long. RefSeq names its product elongin C (gene ELOC). Gene Ontology annotation, molecular function: protein-macromolecule adaptor activity. The transcript is spliced from 4 exons. Gene Ontology annotation, biological process: ubiquitin-dependent protein catabolic process. The coding region runs from base 147 to 485 and encodes 112 amino acids. NCBI's taxonomy places the organism in Eukaryota, Metazoa, Chordata, Mammalia, Diprotodontia, Phalangeridae. Gene Ontology annotation, cellular component: elongin complex. The record is from RefSeq and is a predicted model, not a curated record.